Messenger RNA from Scomber japonicus (chub mackerel), 551 nucleotides. RefSeq names its product 40S ribosomal protein S27-like. The transcript is spliced from 4 exons. NCBI's taxonomy places the organism in Eukaryota, Metazoa, Chordata, Actinopteri, Scombriformes, Scombridae. Bases 97 to 342 code for a protein of 81 amino acids. Gene Ontology annotation, cellular component: cytosolic small ribosomal subunit; ribosome. Gene Ontology annotation, biological process: ribosomal small subunit assembly; translation. Gene Ontology annotation, molecular function: RNA binding; structural constituent of ribosome. The record is from RefSeq and is a predicted model, not a curated record.
GGUGACUGUACUGAGAGAGGCGCACUUCAGCACUAACGUCGUACUUACUUAUUUGCUACUUUCUUUGGACGGAAAAACCUGAGUGAUAAGAGCAAAAUGCCCGACCUGAUGCACCCCUGUCUGGUUGCUGAGAAGGGAAAACACAAGAAGAAGAGGCUGAUGCAGAGCCCCAACUCCUACUUCAUGGAUGUUAAAUGCAUGGGCUGCUACAGGAUCACCACCAUCUUCAGCCAUGCUCAGACAGUGGUGCCUUGUUCUGGCUGCUCUCUAAUCCUCUGCCAGCCAGGAGGGGGCAAAUGCAGACUAACUGAAGGAUGUGCCUUCAGAAAGAAAUAUACCUGAGCGGAAAUGUGCCAAAAUACCCAUGACGAGGAGCAGCAGGGAUCACAGAUAAAUGAGUGAGAGCCUCACGGUCCUGGAUGUUGAUUGUACCCUCCAAAGCAUAUUCUUAGUAGGGAAAUCCCCUCUGCAUCUGGAUAAUGUGGAGUUACAUCUCACCCCUCCAUUGGGGUUUUAAAAAAAGGGCAGAACAGGAAUGGCGCUAUGUGAGU